Molecule: messenger RNA, 827 nt
Organism: Hibiscus syriacus
Lineage: Eukaryota; Viridiplantae; Streptophyta; Magnoliopsida; Malvales; Malvaceae
Product: translation initiation factor IF-1, chloroplastic-like
Exons: 2
Coding region: 56-502 (148 amino acids)
Biological process (GO): translational initiation
Cellular component (GO): cytosol
Molecular function (GO): translation initiation factor activity; ribosome binding; RNA binding
Source: RefSeq, a predicted model, not a curated record
GGAUUGGAAGCCAAUACAUUCCCGCUUUACAGUGUGAGCUUAGGGUUUCGACAUCAUGGCUUCCCUCUGCUCCAAUCUUCACACUCCAUUCUCCUCUCUCUUUCUUUCCCGCCAACAUAAGGUUCCCACUUGCUUUUUCAUCAAUAGCAGGGUAAGAUUCAAUCCGAGUAAGGUGUCAACAAGAACGAUAACUUGCAAGAAAGCAAGCUCAAGGGGCCCCGAAACUGAUAGGGUAGUCAAAAGUAAAUUUGAAAAAAGUGCGGCGAAGCAGGGAGACAAGAAAUUUGUUCAUGAAGGUUUAAUUACUGAGUCACUUUCCAAUGGUAUGUUUCGAGUCCUUUUGGACAAUAAGGAUUUAAUUAUAGGUUAUCUUUCGGGAAAGAUACGGAAGAAUUUUGUACGUGUAUUGCCUGGAGAUAGAGUUAGAGUUGAAAUGAGUCCUUAUGAUUCUACCAAGGGACGAAUAGUUUAUAGGCUUCGUAACAAGGAUGCGAGUGGAUAGCAGGGUAGUUUUCCCAUAAAUCCAUGCUGUUGCAAUUUGUUAAUAUUCAGUAGGCAUUGAGGUGAGGAGCCUCCAACUAUGGAAACAGGGUUCUGUUGAGAGUAUAUGAGAAGAAGCAUUUUGAUAUCCUUCGAAAAGCACCUAUAACAGUCAACCUCGGUUCUGGUGAGUUUCUUUGUAACAUGGCAUGGAUUUGGAGAAGUCUUGCCUUCACUAGGAGCUUGACUGAUUUAAAUAUCGAGGAGAACUAUUCUUUUCGUGUAGCCUUGCUUUUGAAAGACUUAAGUGUUAUGAUCAUUAUCAACCUUUCUUUGAAUAGUUUCAG